Messenger RNA from Entrophospora sp. SA101, 2880 nucleotides. Lineage: Eukaryota; Fungi; Glomeromycota; Glomeromycetes; Entrophosporales; Entrophosporaceae. The record is from the annotation of a GenBank genome assembly.
AUGCUUAGUUCGCUUGAAGAAAAUGAUAACACGCCAAACUUAUCUAGUGAUCAAGCAAAUGUUGAGAGUACAGUAGAGUCGGAAAGCGGUUUUUCAGGAUCAUUUACUGUUACUACUACUAAAAAUAAUAAAGAAAAAGAGGAAGUUCUCAAGAAAGUAACAGAAAAUGAGAACGAAGACAGUACAAUAAACUCGAAUGAUGUCCUCUUACAAUUGGUGUCAAUGGGUUUUGAGCAGUCUAUUGCUGAAACUGCUAUAAAUGAGAAUAAGGGUCUCGGAUUUGAGUCUAUUUUACAAUGGCUAUUGGAUCAAAAAAUCAAUAAUAAUAAAAAUGUAGAAGAAACUUUUGAAAAAGAAAACAAUAAUUCAUCUGCUGUACCUUUGACUGAUGAUGAUCAUGACGAGUCUCAAAAUAUCGAAAAACCAGCAAGAUCAAAGCCUAUACCCUACCGACGUCCAAUUUCUACCGCAAAUGCUAAACCUCCACAAAAAGGCAUACUAAAACCUGCACCUCAGCCCAGCACGCGUUCAACUUGGAGACGUGAUUGGUUUGCUGCUUUUCAAAAUGUCGUUAACGUUACAGCUACAACUACUUCGACCGCUUCAUCAUCCACUGCCGCUUCUUUUUUUUCAAAUACAUUGAAACAAGAAGAAGAAAAACAAGAAAACCCCAAAUUAAAUGUGUUGAAUGUUAAUGAUUUACCAGGAGAACAGGUUUCGCAAUUAAAUAAUGAAAAUUUAUCGUCAUCCCCAAAUAACAACAAUCUUCUCACCCCUAAAACUCUUAAACGGGUUCGAUUUUCUGUAAAUAAAUUAACAAAUGAACAUCCACAUUCACCAAUCCCCGGUGAUAGUGAUAAUAGUGAUUGGGAAGAAGAAUACGAUUUCCAUGAAUGGAGUAAUAUCCAAAAUCCUAUAAAUCAGCAAUUGCAACCAAAAUCGGAUCAGAAAACAUCUUAUUCGGCUAAAGAUAUAAUGCAAUUUUAUCUUUCUGCCUGUAAAAUUCGAGAAGAAUUUCCUGUCGAUCGACUUGUGGAUAUCCUUAGGAAAGCAAAUCAGCAAGGAGGAUCUUUGAAAGUUAUUGAUUUGACAGGUGAUAUUAUUGAUCGCAACAUUGCUGAACCUAUAGCAGAUGUUCUUACACUUGAAUUUGGCUUGGAAAAAUUAAUAUUAGAGAGGUGUGAAUUAGAAGAUGAUACUUUAAAAAUUCUAUGCCAUAGUUUACUUGUGAAUGAUAAAUUGGCAUAUCUCAAUUUGGCCAAUAAUAGAAGAAUAAGAUCCAAUGGUUUUAAUUAUAUAGCAAUUUAUAUUAAAAAGUCUACAACUUUGACAUAUCUUGAUCUUUCUGGAACAAAUAUUGACAAAAAAUCUGCUACUUUUUUAGCACAAGCUUUAACACAAGGAAAUAGUAAAUCUGGUGCUAUACUAAAAACACUCAAGUUAGAUAAUUGUGCACUAAAGAACAAUGUUUUGGAAGUUUUGGGUCCCGGAAUUCGAAGAUCAAAUUUACAUUAUCUGUCACUUAAAUUUAAUAAUAUCAAUCAUGUUGGUGCUGUAUGGAUUGGUGUUAUGUUACGCGAUUACGAUGACUUUAAUUGGACUCCCAAUAAUCCAUCAAUUUCAGUUUCUACUAUGCCAGCAUUCAACGAACAAGAAGAGGCUAAAGCCGAAAGAUCAAGAAAUAGAAGACAGGGUUUGGAAGUAUUAGAUGUUAGUGGUAAUGAUUUAAAGGGUGGCAUACAAUAUAUAGCCCAGGCUUUAAGAAGAAAUCGAAGUUUAAAAGAACUAUAUUUACUAGAUAAUCGAAUUGAUUCAAAAGGCUUAUUAAAUUUGGCCGAUGGUUUUAAAUAUAAUUAUACAUUGGAAUUACUCGAUAUAAGCAGGAACAAUGUUGGAGGUUUUUCAGCAGAAGGGAUAAUAUCGCUUCGAAAUUCUUUAUCAGUAAAUGAUUCUCUUAAAAAAUUGAUCCUAUCAGAUGUAAAUUUAAUGACAGAAGGUGCAAUUGCUCUUGCAGAAUAUCUUCCAGAAACCAGGACUUUAACUCAUUUAGACCUUACAUCUAACCCAGGAAUUGAUAUUGCAGGACUUAUGGCAUUAGCGGUUUCAAUAAAGAUGAAUCAUAGUGUUCGUGUUUUAGAUGUCAAUGUUCAACCUAAUGAUGCAGAAAUGUCAAGACUUUCUCGAGACAUUCUUCGUGCAUGUGUUAGAAAUACUGAAUUGGCACAGAAGGGUGAUACAGAAAAUGGAGACUUUAAUUAUUUAUUACCGGACUUUGAAACAAAGUCUUUUUCUGGAUUGUCAAAUUCGUUUGAUGAAGCUGAAUCUUCAGAGACGGGAUUAGGAAUUUAUUUGGAUGAUUUAAAAAAAGAUAUUAAAAUUGCUGAAGAAAGUCUAAGCCUUUUAAAAGAAAUGAUGGUAAAUGAUGAAUCAAAAUCAAAAUCAAAUAGUAAUAAUAAUAAUAAUAAUAACAAUCAAAUAAUUCCAAAUGAAGUUAUAAUGCAAUUAUAUGAUGAAUGUAAAAAUCUUCAAACAAAAAUAACACCAUAUCUUUCAUCUGUUAUUGAAAAGAAUUUACUUGAGAAACUUUUGAUUUUAAAUGAUAACUUAUCAACAACUUUACAAAAAUAUGAUGAAAUGUAUAACAAACACAAAGGAAAAUCUAUUACUGUUACUUUGUCAAAAGAACCCAAAGUUCCAGAGGCUCCAUCGGAUUCCAAUACAUCUUCCAAUGAUCAAGUUGAAUCUGCUGAUAGCAAUAAUUCCUCUACAAUUAGUCACACAAUACCCAUUUCUACGCCCAUUUCUCAAACAACUUUAUUACCAAAAACAACUUCUUCAACAGAGCCUUUUUCAAUUAUUGACUCAGAAGAUGAUGAAUGA